UGUAGAUCAGACGAGAGUUGGCACUACUGUAUAUUGCAUCCUCUAUGUGCUAGUCUGCCUUUCUUCUCUUAUUUUAAUCUUCAGGGAGUCACAAACAGCAAGUAUCACUUACACAGUGAUGACAGACCUUAGCCUCCACUGACUCAUCUCACCUGGUGUUGACAAAUAUAAGAGCUGAGAGACUUGCUGUGUUGGUUCACUGUGAACACACUUAUAAACGGUGAAAACUAAGGAAAUCACACGAGCUUUCAGCAUUCCAUAAUGUUCAGCAAGCAGCAACAUUUACAAGACCAGGGUGCAGUGCCAUCUCCAUCAAGGGAGCUUCAACGGUCAGUUAAGAGCGAUGAAGCGGCUCCCAGACCAAGAAGGAUGGCACUUACUCCCAUUGAAAACCACAUGAACGUCCAGCCAAGUCCACGGUCUGCCAUUGUCAGCAAGAGGCAACACCCACAGGAGCAAGGUGCAAUUGCAUCUACAUCAAGCGAGCUACAGGGCCACGAGGAAGCGCCAUCUAGACAAAAAAAGUGUAAGCGCACAGAGGAUGCAGGUGCUGUCGGAAGAAGGUCUGACACACAAUCUGAAGGCAACGGCGAGGCUAAAGAUUAUGUGUUGGACAUAACUGCUAAAAUGUCUGCUCUGCACAUUGAUACAAGUUCCUCGGAACCAGCAUCCCUGAAAAAGAUUCUACAGAAGUAUGGAGCCGCUGUAGAGAUCGACACUAAGAUUGGGCAGGCAAAGAUACAUGGCAAUUCAACUCAGAUUCAGAAAACAAUCAAAUUAUUUCGGAAGAAAAUGAAUUAUAAGGGUCCAGCCUCAGAGCAAGAUUUCUGGAUACAGUGGGUCCAGGAAACGUUCCCUGAUUUUCACUCAGGGCCUUGCUUUUUACCUCCCCUCUACUUCAGCCGCGUGCCGACGACCAGACAUUCCUUUGCCGGUCAUCCUUUAUCCGUCCUUUGGCCAGCAUCUGACCAGGCUGGUCAACCUGACCAAUCCGUGAAGAUUCCACGCACCGUUCCUCAGCCUCCCAAAGUUCAGGACAGUGACGUUAAGGACGAUGAAGCCAUGAAUCGUGUUCUCACCAGCUUGAAGAACAUGUUUCAACAAAAGAAAGAAAUUUUAGUUUUAAUGAGUAAUCUGCACUUUAAAGAUUACCUUGCUGAGCGAUCUUCCACUGCUAAUAGGGACCAGCCUUACAUUCCCAGAAAAAAGCGAGAGAUUGAUAUGCUUCUUAUUCAUCGAGAUUAUGGAUUUUUUGUUUUUGAGGUUAAGGCAGUUGGGGAUAAAGUAUUCAAAUUAAACAAAUCAACAAAGGAUGCCAUCAAAUUAAGACUUGUAAAGGCCGUUGAGCAGUUAAACUGCGCAACUGACAAUUUAAAGGAUGCGAGCUGUGACAUCGCUCCCAACAUUCGUGUCAGAAAGACGAUUAUUCUUCCUAACCUCACGGCCAGUCAGGUACAGGCGACCAUCUUAGGAGAUCAAGAGUUGUUGAAGUGCCUUUGUGAGUGUCUGGAGACGGAAUCGUCGAGCCCGGAGGACAUCGCAAGUCUUUGUCUGUGCUCUGACCAGUUGAGUGACCAAAAAAAUCUCGAGGAGUGGUGGAAGAGAAGCGUGGCUGGGGCGGGGACGGACAAUCAGAUGACGCAUCUUGGGUACACAGUGCUGACAGCCAGAUUCUGUGGACCGGCGACAACAGUGACUGUACCAUGUACAUCUUCUCCACGUGUGAGUGUCAAGACCCUGGGUCAGGCCGUGAAGUGUACAGGAGUUUGUUACUCUGAGAUCGGUCUUUUUCCGGAGCAAACCAAUCUGCUCAGUACGCGUCCUCCCAGACUCUUUGUAACAGGACCACCAGGUACAGGUAAAACCGUGGUGCUGCUGCUGAUGGCUACAGAAUGGCUGCAUCGGAGAGAAAAGGUUUAUAUUGUUAGUACAUGGAAAAAAAGUCUUCCAGUCUGCAUCAUGCUGAAACACCAUCUCAGCCACUAUACUGUAGUGGAAGAUCAACUCAACCUCCUACUGUAUGACUUUGAAAAGAAAGAAAUGAGCAAAGCAGUGAACGAAUUGUCGCAGCUGGCAAAAGGAGGAAUAUUGUACGUCAUCGCUGAUGAAGCGGGCCCUGACAAGUCAGGUAAAGAGGGAGGAUUCAAAACGUUCUGCAAAAUGCUGCUAAAGAAAGUUCCCCAGAUCCAUCUUUGGGCGGCAAGUUGUUACAACAGACAUGUGCCAAAUGGAUGGGAAGAACAAGGAUUUAACAGACCCCUCCGCUCUCCUCCAGUCGUACGAAGAGAGGUGGAGAAGGACAGGGCGUUCACCCGUGACCGAAGUGUCAAGGAGUACGGUGACCGCGGUGUACCCGACUUUACAGAUGGUCCGGCUGUGAAGAGAAUUUCCCACAAGAACCAUUCUUAUAGACCUGCAAUAAAUUGUGUCGAGUGCGGUGAUAUGCUCGUCUCUUUCCUUCAGAAGGAUCUCCGUGUUGGCGUCCCUGUGUUGACAAAGAGUGAGGAAGCAGCAUCGUAUGAUCUAAUGUGGCGAGACGUGCUGGUGGUGUACAAGACAACAGUGAGUGACAAGCUUGGUAUUGUCAAAGCUAUGAGAAAAGCAAAAAUUCCACUGCGACUGGUGAUGGAUGACAUGGAAGGAAUUACAGACAUGGCCACGGCAAAGGAUGACGUGGUGUGGGUUACACAUGAUGAUUUGAUUCGUGGGCUGGAGAGAAAAGUUGUCGUGUGUGUAGAGGUAUUUGAUAAAUGGUCAAAGAAAGCCAAAUUUGCUGGGUAUAAGAGACUUCACAGCCAAUCCCGCUGUACAGGACAGCUAGUUAUUGUUUGUAACUAGAUGUACCAUCAACUAAAUCUUCACAGCUGGUCAGCGGCUGUAUGUCUUGUAGGUAGAUGGCACGACGAUUUGUCGACUCUGAUAUUGUCUAGUUAUUGUAGUCGAUAAUUUUGUGAAAUGUAUUCAAAGUUUUUAUUCAUAAUGUAUGACUUCUUCUUUCCCUUUAAUUAAAACUUACUCAAGUUUUCACCUGUAAAUGUAGAUGUAAUAUCAAAUGUCGUUUUGCAGUUGUGCUUAUUUUACGAUGAAAUUCUGUUUCGGCAGUCCCAACAUUCCUUUUUUUUUUUACUGAAGUUAGAUUGACGAUAAUAAGGCCACUGUCUUUUAAAUAACUUUGCCUGUCUCCAGAACUACAGGUCACCAUGAAAGCAAAAUUAUAGAUACGCUGUAGUUAGUUGAUAUAUAAAGUGGUUGUACUUUUCUUAUCGACCUUACAUUAUAUAUGACAAUACCAGAAGGGUUAUUUUCUUAAAAAACUUUUGUCACCUAAAUAUAUCACGCAAUUAAAAAUUGUUGAACUAAGAGUCUGCAUUUUUAUCAGCAAAGUUCUCACUAAAGCGACUUUAUGGAGUAAAUUUUUCUGAAGGUAUUUCUCAGGAAUAAAAAUGGAACCUGAUAAUGA
Messenger RNA from Pomacea canaliculata, 3460 nucleotides. RefSeq lists its product as uncharacterized. NCBI's taxonomy places the organism in Eukaryota, Metazoa, Mollusca, Gastropoda, Architaenioglossa, Ampullariidae. The coding region runs from base 262 to 2838 and encodes 858 amino acids. The record is from RefSeq and is a predicted model, not a curated record. The transcript has 13 exons.